CUUGCAGUGCUGUCAAACCAGCUGUAGACACUGCUUUGACGUUAUUUUUUUAAAAGCUACACAGCGUAGCCGCUAUUCUUCAGGAAUAAUGAGUAAAUAUAUUUUACCGGUGUCUGUUUUCGGAACAGUGAUUGGAAGCGCUGUUUUACUGAAGAACCAUGUAACUGGAGGACGAUGUCCUACUAAAGCUACUAUUACUGGGAAGACUGUGGUCAUAACUGGGGCCAACACGGGCAUCGGCAAAGAAACUGCACAAGAGCUGGCACGAAGAGGGGGCCGGAUCAUUAUGGGAUGUCGGGACAUGGAGAAGUGCGAGGCAGCUGCAAAGGAAAUUCGAGGGAAUACGCUGAAUCCUCACGUUUAUGCGUGCAAACUUGACCUGGCAUCUAUGAAGUCCAUACGAGAGUUUGCAGAAAAGAUCAAACAAGAGGAGAAGCAUGUGGAUAUUCUGAUAAACAACGCAGGGGUCAUGAGAUGUCCAGCGUGGAAAACAGAAGAUGGCUUUGACAUGCAGUUUGGAGUGAACCACUUAGGCCACUUUUUGUUGACCAGCCUUCUACUGGAUAAGUUGAAAGAGUCCGCCCCCAGCAGAGUGAUCAACCUGGCCUCGCUCGCCCACAUCGUUGGGAAGAUUGACUUGGAGGACUUGAACUGGGAGAAGAAAAAGUUUGAUACCAAGCAGGCGUACUGUCAGAGCAAGCUUGCCAACGUUCUGUUCACAAGGGAGCUCGCCAAGCGAUUACAAGGCACAGGAGUCACAGUGAACGCUGUACACCCAGGCGUUGUUGCCACGGAGCUGGGGAGGCACACGGGUCUGCACCAAUCACAGUUCUCCAGCUCGGUGCUCAGUCCCUUUUUCUCCCUGUUGGUGAAGAGCCCAGAGCUGGGGGCUCAGCCCAGCGUCUACCUGGCUGUGUCCGAGGACAUGGAGGGGGUGACGGGGAGGUACUAUGAUGUGAUGACAGAAAAGGAGCCAGCGCCGCAGGCUCUGGAUGACGAGAUGGCUCAGAGGCUGUGGGAAGUCAGCAGCAGGCUGGUGGGUCUGGAGAAGGAAGAGGAGGUGGGACGGUCUGACAAAUCAAACCCUCCAGCAGAAGUCCAGAGCAACAUUUCACAGGCAAACCUGGUGCAAGCACAAGGACAGAGAGCAGGAGCAGCUGUCAGCGCUGCAGGGCUGUAGGUCGGCUCAAGGAUGAUGGACUGAUAUUGCUUGAGCUGUGCCUGAGUCAAUGGAACAAUUAACUGUCUGAGUGUUUGAUUCCUGUUGUCUGAAGGUUCCUGUAUCAGGAUAGUUUCUUCAGAGACAGUAAAAAGCAGACUUUGUUACUAAACCCAUGCAAGACGGUGUAUUUUUAGAAGAAUUUUUUUUCUCCUUUCAAAUCCAAAGUUCAUCACCCAAACAAACUUAAUCUCACUAAUGUCAUAAAUCUCAGGGUUUCUUGAUGCUACUCAGUCUGGUCUGAAAGGAAAAUUCAGGUAUAUUUUUAAACACUUGAUAAAAAAAAUGAUGCUCAGAAAUGAAGGACAGUGUGUUAAAGAUGAGAAAUGUGUCAUGAUGUAUGAAGCAUGAAAAGGUGAAACUGAAACAGGCUUAGAGAAACAAAACAACAGGAAAAAAGCAAAAUACAAAUCGAUUUCAAAACGCUUGUUCUUUUUCAUUUAUACAUCUGUCACUUUGGUCAUUUUCUCUGUUAUCAUGCCAUCUGUCCCUUACAUCACAUAAGAACAGACAGCAUUUUUUCCAAACAGAGACAACACAAACAUAAAGUAAUAAAGUCACAAUGGUAUUAAAACAUUGAUGUAUUUGAAAAAUUUUGUCAUCUGUAAACACAUUUAUAUGUAUAUAAUUUUACAUUUGCUGUGAGUGAAUUCAUCUUUCCGGAUUCUAGAAAGAAAAAC
Molecule: messenger RNA, 1899 nt
Organism: Cheilinus undulatus (humphead wrasse)
Lineage: Eukaryota; Metazoa; Chordata; Actinopteri; Labriformes; Labridae
Product: retinol dehydrogenase 13-like
Exons: 7
Coding region: 89-1180 (363 amino acids)
Source: RefSeq, a predicted model, not a curated record